Messenger RNA from Saccostrea echinata, 1989 nucleotides. RefSeq lists its product as uncharacterized. The record is from RefSeq and is a predicted model, not a curated record. The transcript has a single exon. The coding region runs from base 1 to 1953 and encodes 650 amino acids. NCBI's taxonomy places the organism in Eukaryota, Metazoa, Mollusca, Bivalvia, Ostreida, Ostreidae.
AUGCCAAAAAAGGGACCAAAAUGGUUGCAUCAACAUCAAUACAAAAAAGGAAGUGUUCCUCACAACAAAGGCCAGAAGAAUACAGGGACCACCAGCCCAGUCCAAUUUCUAGUUCCCAUAAGAAGACUAAGUAAAGAAGAGUUUCGGGACAUUGUACAGCCACAGGAAAAUGGAAUGUUCGCAGUUACAGAUGCCAAGAGCCGAAGCAGUGAGAUGAAGAUUUUGCGACCCGGGCCAAGUGAAGUCCAGCCUGUAGACUCCUACAUGGAAGCUGUGUCAGAUGACCCGAAUUCAAAAUUAUACAAAGUACUUCACCAAGAAAAGACUGCUAAAUUGUGGAACCAUGCAUUUAAAGAACACUCACAUAAGUUUCCAGACUGUGACGGUUCACUGGACUGGAAUCAGCAUGGGGAGGAAAAACGAGGCCUGGCAUGGAUCCUUUCCAUCCGAUGUAAGAAGUGCCACUAUACCAGUCACCGAGAAAAGCUUUACGAAGAGGUGAGGAGAUCUGGAAGGGGCCGAAGAGCUGCACAGCUAAAUGUGGCCAUGGCUGUCGGUCAUCUGGGUACUAGUCUUACAACAGAGGGUAUGCGUGGUAUGCUUCUUGGAGCAAAUAUUGAACCAGCAUCAGCCGCCAACAUGCAACAGACCUGCAACAAAGUGGGGAUUAUUAUCACCAAAGUAAAUAAAAACAGCAUGAAGAAAAUAAGGCAGAACAUUCAAGAACUUAAUGAAAAAUGUGGACUUCCUGAUACCCCUAUCAGAGCGGAAGGAGAUGCUCGGUAUAAUAAUGCCACCUUUAGUGCCAUUGGAAAAACCCCAUUCCAAGCUGCCACCCAAGUGACUUAUACCGUAAGUGAAAAUGUAACUAAGAGGAAAAAUGUUGUGGCAGUGUUCUGUGGGAACAAACUAUGCAAGAAAGGCACACACCUACGAAGCAAAGGAAAGGAAGUUACCUGCCCAGGACACGAAGACUGCACUGCAACCAUUCCUCCGGAGACCACCAUUGGAGAUGAGAAGAGAUGGGCUGCAAACUGUAUCGGGGAGUUACAAAGUGAUGACCGUCCACUCGUCAUUUCCCAUUUCACCAGUGAUGGAGACAGUGCCGCUGCAUCUGGCGCAUCUGUAAAACAAGGACAUGUGAUUGAAAACCUUAAAGACUUGCGUCACUUCUUUGACUCUCAAAGAAAACAGACAGCGAAGGCUCCAUUCAGCAGUCACAUGUUUCCGGGAAGAACCAAAGCCAUAAGAGAAUCCAUGCAGAGAAGAUUUGCCUUAGACUUGAAGCUUCGAUGCAGGACAGAGUACGAGAAUUGCUACAAACACUACUCCGGAGACUUACCUUUGAUGAAGCGGGCUAUGUCUACUGCUGUUGGUUCCAUCAUAAGCUGCUACCAAGGACAGUGCGGAAAGUCCUGUCAACUUCAUUCCUUUUCCUGUCGUGGACUGAAAAGCAAUAAGUGGAAAUCUUCAGUGUUGCCUAGUGACUUUGAAUUAAACAUGACAGAAGAUGACAAAUGUUUGUUAAAAGACUGUAUAAAUUUGACUUUAGGACCAAGUAAUCUUGACAGAAUUAAAUUUCAUACUUGUACACAAAAAUCUGAAUCUGUGAAUAGGGCAUAUUUAAAAUCAAAUCCAAAAUGUAUUACAAGUAGUAGAAAUUUUGAAAGUAGAAUACAUAAAGUUGUGCACUCACUGAAUAGGGGUCAUGGAAACUCAACAUUGGAACUUUGUGAAUCUGUAGGGGCACCUGUUGUAAAAGGAAGUAGAGUUGUCCAUCAUCUAAAACAACAACAAAAUAGGCAAAAUUACUUUAAAAUGAAACAAAAACUGUUAAAAUAUAAAUCUCAAAGAAAAUGCUAUAGAUCUAAAAGAUAUCAGCUGUACGAUAAAAAAUCUAAAGACACUUACUGUAAAUCACUAACAGAUCCAAAAUUAAAAAGGAGGUUGUAAGAUUGUAAAAGGGGGGGGGGGGGGGGGCAUUGAUGC